GUUAUCGAAAACCUCAACACAGUAAUACAGACCUGCCAUGAUAGCUCCGUUGAAUAGAGUUCUCUACGUAGCCGGAAGGUUAUGAGUUCGAGUCCCGCUCAUGCCAUGAUCGCGUCAAACAUAGGUAGCAAUUACUCAUUCUCCAAAUUCGUGGUAUUUUAAAAGUGUGAAUUGCGGGUUUUUCGAAUAUAAUCCUAAAAAUUGAUUUCCUGUGUUGGCAGGUCAAACAACUCUCAGUGUUAUGGUCGUUAGCGCUAAGCAUACAUCUGUGGUACUUUACCUACAACUGUUGAGGUCUCAAUAUGAGUGAAAAAUUCGCGACGGGACGUAAAACAAAUAAGCAAAUAUAGAGUUGCCAUUGUGAAACUCAUAGUAAAUCUAGAAUAUGAAUUGCUGAGAAAUCCUGUCAAAGAAUGUACGUACUUGUACACAUUUAUAGUAGGGUAAAUAAGGCAAUUUAUAUAUUUAAAGAAAAAAGAAUGGUACAUAUAGUUAUCGGCAAAACUAACAUGAAAUUAAUUUUUGUUCAUUUAUUAGAAGACGUGCUUGUGCAACAGUUGUUGAAAUAUUUUGUGCCAAUUUUACUGAUCUGUGAUUGCAUAAUUCCAUGUCAGCUGUUUGGUUUCUGAAAGGUUCGACGGACUUCUUAUCUAAGUUUUACCUUGCAGUUCUAUCUCGUCUGUACGCACAUAUAUAUACCGCAUGCAAUUUGUCUUUUCCAUAUUCCAUGCACUGCAUACGUUUUACGAUGUUGAGAGCUUGCAUCAUAGGUUUCCUGAUCUUCCUGACAGGCUUCCUUGUAACGGAGGCGCUGUACUGUUUGUCAUGCUCUGACAGUGUAGCACCACGACAUUGCCAUGUUGUCCGAAAAUGUAGCGACGGAGAGGUUUGUUUUACGGAGAGUCAUACGUCUGAAAAUGGAGUUGUUGUCUUUGACACCGGAUGUGCUAGUUCCCAGACCUGUCGAGCGAAACGUGGUCCCCAACUAUUGAGGAAUCUUAGCGACGUGGAUCCUCACUAUCAUCAUAGUCUGUGUGAGGAGUGUUGCUCAUCUAAUCUCUGUAACACACAGGGCUGUGGACAGCAAGGAUAUCCUAAGUCACGGGGACCAGUGUGUUUUAAUUGUCCUCAAGUAGCAGAUGCUACACUUUGUGACCAAAUCCGAGUAUGUGAACUGAACCAGGCUUGCUAUCUACACAGAGAGGAAGAAUUUGGAGAUACUUUAUUCACGUCGAGCUGCAUCAAUAAACACGCUUGUUCCUCUAACCUUGACAUCUUCGGAAGACGAUCUCUCGGCAGCUGUUCAAAGUGUUGCUUAGCGGAUCUGUGUAAUAGUCAAUGCAACGAUAUGACAUUGUAUCCCUCCUCUUCAACCAUGACGACAAAGACAACAGCGGUGACAUUGAUGAUGACCACAAAGUCACAGACACCUGCAUCUACCCAUGUACCAGACUCAACAGGUAGUAGAGGCAGAGAAUUUCUUGUUCUAUUCAUGAGAAAUCUACAGGAUAUUUCAGGAAACUUGAAAGGAUCCUUGACAGUUUACAUAACAACAGACAAUAAAGCCUCGGUCAAUAUAUCCAGCUCUCCUCGUUUAAAUGCGAACAUUAAAUCGGCAGUGGACAGCAGUGGAUCUAUUACAUCCGAUUCUAAUUUUACCUUUCCUAUUGAUCUCUCGUGUGCCUACGGAAUAGUAGAACCAAAGGCGGUGAUAAUAGAGACUUCCCAACCAUCCACAGUCACUAUUUUUAAUAAUUAUUAUUACGAAACCUCAUCCGACGGAACGCUUAUUAUUCCAACGCACAAACUGUCUAAUCAGUAUCUCGUUUCAACCACAGAACCUCGUUCCUCAGGACGUGACAAUUACAGCCAGUUUGCAAUAGCAGCCCUCACUGACAGAACAGACAUAAAGAUAAGGUUCAAAAUGCAUUACAACCAUAUAAUUACUAUGCUUGGUUGGAAAUAUGGUGAUGGAGACGUUCUAUUUAAAACUUUGAAUAAAUUCGAAACCCUUCAGGUUAACAGUUAUGUAAAUCUUACCGGGACGCUCAUUACAUCUAAAAAGCCUAUUGCUGUUUUUUCCGGAAACCGUUGUAAUUAUCUAUUAAGGACUGGUUGCAGUCAUAUGAUGACCCAAUUACCCCCAACGACAGAACUAGAUCAUCAGUUCAUUGUGCCCCCGUUUUACAAAAAUUUGAAAACUUUAAUUCAGGUUGUAACCCCAACUCAAAAUACGAUCAAUGUAACUAUUGGUGACAAAAAUUCAUCGUGGGCUUUGAAUAAAACAGAACACAAAAAUUUUGAAUCAAAUGAAAAUGUAGUUUUAGUUUCGAGGGAUCCAAUUUUAGUCACCGGUUUUGGUAUGGGUUUGUCACAUGAUCCUGAUGUCAAUCCCUAUAUGACAGUUAUGCCCGGCGUACAUCAAUAUCUUGAUUUCUACAAGAUCACAGUGCCAUCUGGAUAUAAGGAAAAUUUCAUAUGUAUAAUAUGUCCAGCCGUCUCCAUUAGCAACCUUCAGAUAAGUGGCUUCUCUAUAGAUUAUUAUGCCACAGUUCACCAGAGUUCUGUGUAUUUAGAUAAAGCAUUUGUUGUCCGUGUCUUUCAAGUUCAAAAUACAGGCGAAACAUUUGUUAUAUCAACAACAGAUAAAUCGAAAUUCGGACUGAUUGUUUAUGGUCACCGAGCAAAUGACGGAUAUGGAUUUUCUGGAAACUUCGUUUUACCCUAAAAUCACAAGAACUUAUGUAUUGUAUGUGUUAAUUGAAGUAUGUAUGUUAUCUAUUUUGUAAACACAAUUGGACAAUAAACAUGUGUUUAAGAAAA
Molecule: messenger RNA, 2823 nt
Organism: Ostrea edulis (European flat oyster)
Lineage: Eukaryota; Metazoa; Mollusca; Bivalvia; Ostreida; Ostreidae
Exons: 10
Coding region: 608-2728 (706 amino acids)
Source: RefSeq, a predicted model, not a curated record